Messenger RNA from Galendromus occidentalis (western predatory mite), 1136 nucleotides. RefSeq names its product DNA-binding protein Ets98B (gene Ets98B). The transcript is spliced from 7 exons. Gene Ontology annotation, molecular function: DNA-binding transcription factor activity, RNA polymerase II-specific; sequence-specific DNA binding. NCBI's taxonomy places the organism in Eukaryota, Metazoa, Arthropoda, Arachnida, Mesostigmata, Phytoseiidae. Gene Ontology annotation, cellular component: nucleus. The record is from RefSeq and is a predicted model, not a curated record. Gene Ontology annotation, biological process: regulation of transcription by RNA polymerase II; cell differentiation. The coding region runs from base 108 to 1136 and encodes 342 amino acids.
UUUGUGGUGGGUUGGACGCUGGCCGCAGAGCGAGUCGCUUCGCCGACUUCCCGAACCGCUCGAUAUCCAUUGAUGAUAUUAAAAUUGGUGGCGCGCCGUGAUUGCCUAUGACGAAGGUCGGUUUCUUGUGUUCACAUCGGUGUAGUUCAAGUGCUAAAACUCCGGCCAUAGAAAUGAAGCAGAAUCUCGCCCCGCCUGACAGCUUUAUGAGAAGCGAGCCGCAGAAAUCCGCCGGGAGCAAUUCAUUAGGAACAGAACAAGAUUUUCCAUGGCGAAUACCUGACACGGCGGGCCCAAUUAAUAGUUUGGAGCUUCCCUCGAUGAAUGACACUCUCGAACACCUAAGAGCACUCUGCCUUCAACAAGCCGCGAGCGACGUUCAAAGAGCGUGUCGGCAGCUUUGCAUCUCAUCAAAUCCGCACGAUUGGAAUACUAUCGAUGUACAGAACUGGUUGCAGUGGCUCUCGAACGAGCGCAAGAUAGACAAAUGUUGGAAGACCCUCGACUUUCUCAUGAAGUGCACUGGCUCACAACUGAUUGGUUUCUGCGAGGAUCCUCGGAGAUGGAUCGAUUUGAUGGACUUGCAGUCGGUUCAUCUUCUGGUCAUGGACAAGAUCGCUGCCAACUUAGACAUUUGGAGAUCGGGGACCCAGUGCGCACAUUUCCACGUGACGGGGAAUCCAGAUCCGAAAUUGUGGGAUACAAUGAUCCCCACGCAUCACGACCUGACGAUCUCGCCUGAGGUUGUUUACUACAAUAAUCGACGGCCGUCUUCAUCUGCCUGUUCCGAGGAGAGCGACGAAGAUUCUUCGAAACCGAUGCCAGGAUCUUCAGGGCAUCAGAUUCACUUGUGGCAGUUCCUCCGACAACUUUUAUCGAGUCCGCAACAUCAGGAUUGCAUUCGAUGGAUCGACAAAGCGAAAAAUAUUUUCAAAAUUGAGAAUUCGGUGCGAGUCGCGAAGCUCUGGGGUCAGAGAAAGAAUAGACCUGCAAUGAACUACGACAAACUCUCGAGAUCCAUCAGGCAGUACUAUCGGAAAGGAAUCAUCAGGAAAACGGAGCAAGCCCAGCGCUUGGUGUACCAAUUCUGUGGACCCCUGGAUAUUGAGAAAGCGCAGGACUUCUACUCGACAUAA